Phycomyces blakesleeanus NRRL 1555(-) is the source of this 741-nucleotide messenger RNA. RefSeq lists its product as hypothetical. NCBI's taxonomy places the organism in Eukaryota, Fungi, Mucoromycota, Mucoromycetes, Mucorales, Phycomycetaceae. The coding region runs from base 1 to 741 and encodes 246 amino acids. The transcript has 2 exons. The record is from RefSeq and is a predicted model, not a curated record.
AUGCAUUUACAUCUCCAUCUUUGCGAGACCAUCCAUGAUUUUGGACCAGUAUAUAGAUAUUGGCUCUUCAGGUUUGAGCAAUAUAAUUGUCUGCUAAAGAACGUGAAUACAAACAGAAAAGAUCCCUUUGAGGUUACAUACAUGAAUAGUUUCAUCCAAGAUACAUGCAAAAGUGAUUUCGUUCAUGCUGCUCUCACAUACCCAAGCCAAGUACCGUUUCUUCCUCUUCUUGCCAAGCUUACUGCCACAGCUCAACCCUCCACUUCAAAAAAUACAAUAACUUUUCCUCAGCAUCUGUUCAGACUAUCAGCCUUCAUCCAAGCAUACUCAAACCCUUCUCUUCCAGUCCUUGGCAAUGAAUCCCUUCCUCCAUCUGCAUUUCCUCUCCAUAUUGAAUCCCCAUCAGCAAUGAGUGAUGCCAACUAUCCUUAUUUGCUUGAUUACUAUAAAGUCACAUACUGCAUGUCAAAUCUUGAAGUAGACAACACAGAGCUCCAAACACGUGUCGUUUAUCAAGAUAAACACGUGUUUGCAUUUGUUAAGUGGUUCCAGAUUGAGCAUGACCGUUCAAGAGAGUUGGAAAGUGUUGACAUCUGCAGUGCAGAUUUUAUUGCGUGUGAUUUUGAAUGUAUCUUGUCAGUACAUCAAAUAUCAUCAGUUGUUGCAACAUGUGAUUAUAAAACCAGCACAAAUAAUAAGAAAAUACUUGUCAACGCUUUACCACACAAACAAUACAAUUAA